UAAGAAAUGUGUGCGUCACGUUCUCCUGAUUGCUUGUAUCUCAUCCGUCGAUGAAGAUGGUCUGCGCAUCUGGGACCUGGGAAGAGUUACUCGGGUGCGAUUAAAUAAAUACGCCGUACAACAUGGAUAUACGCACGAACGACGUACACACAAACUCUCAGAAAGACCAGCAGACCUUGCUGGGGAAUAACGGAGGCGAGCCAAAUGCAGGUACAUUACUUCCUCCACCAGUCUCAAAAUGUAGAGAUCGCAGCGUGAGCCCCAAAUCGCGAUCGGAUCCUCCGGGUGAACAAGCUCCAGCAUCUGCUCCUAUGCCCCCAAUUCAGAGCAAUCUACAAGCAGAGGCUACAACAGCUGUCUCUCUGACGGUUAUUGGCUCUCAGUUGCACGAAGAAGGUCUCAAGGACGAUUACAGCUUAAGUGCGAUUAGAAGCCUUCCUGGAAACUUGAGAGCCAAGGCAAGUCUCAAUCAAUUGGUCACCCCGAAAGGAAGUGAAGCUGGUGAUACGGCUAGCAUCAGAAGUUCUAUUCCUAAUACAGAUAUGGGCGAACCAGAGAACCUCUUUGGGGAUUUUGCCGUUUCUGAGCGCGGGAGCAACGCCCAGGAUGCUGCAGGCUUGCUUCACUUUCCGGAAUUCCAAGGGGGCGAGUUGGAGGAUGAUUUCGCAAGUGAAUUUGACCCGAUUGGUGAGGUAGAUGAAGACGGAAACAAUGAGGAGCUGCUCUUGGAGAAAUGGAAAGCGAAGAGAAAACAUUAUAUCAUUCUUUCGGCCGCCGGAAAACCCAUAUGGACCAGACACGGAGACAGCGGUCUGGUCUCGACGUACGUCGGCAUCAUCCAAACCAUCCUUUCCUUUUACGAGAAUUCUGGGGACCGUCUUAACAGUUUCUCUGCUGGCGACACGAAAUUUGUGAUCCUGACUCAAGGCCCGCUGUAUCUUGUUGCGAUAAGUCGGAUGUUAGAAAGUGAUGAGCAGCUUAGGCUUCAACUUGAAGCUUUGUAUAUGCAGAUCUUGUCUACGUUGACACUCCCGUCUCUAUCACAUUUAUUCUCUAUCCGGCCGUCCACGGACUUGAAACGACCACUACAAGGGUCGGAAAGCCUCUUAUCAACAUUAGCUGACAGCUUCACCAGAGGCUCUCCAUCAACCCUCCUUUCGGCGAUGGAAUGCCUGAAAAUCCGCAAAUCACAUCGCCACACUAUUAACAACACUCUUCUUAGAACAAGGGUCAAAAGUCUUCUUUAUGGACUUGUCGUUGCAGGCGGCCGACUUGUUAGCGUCGUGCGACCUAAAAAACACUCAUUACACCCCGGCGACUUACAGCUCCUGUUCAACAUGAUCUUUGAGGCAGAAGGGGUUAAAGCCGGAGGUGGCGAAAGCUGGAUUCCAGUUUGUCUACCCGGAUUCAACAGCAAGGGAUAUCUGUUUAUGUACGUCAGCUUUCUUGAUCUCCGGGGAAAUAUCAACGAGGUCGCAGGUGAUACUGCGACGAAAGAAGAAUCAGUCGCGAUUAUCUUGAUAAGUACCGACAGAGAGAGUUUUUUUGACUUGCAGAGCAUGCGAAUUGCUCUAGUCGAGCAAAUGGAGAAAAAUGGGAGCAUCAACAUCAUCAGGACCGCCAUCGAAAAAGGCCGUCCUGCCACAACUGAUAUCAUACCGGGAACAGUCCUGCGCCAUUUUCUAUAUAAGUCUCGUGCGAACGUUCAGUUCGCCAUGUCUUCAUACGAUCCCGACUUCUCCUCAGCAUCCAGACAUCGCAGGUUGAUGUCAAUAUAUGAGAGCAUACACGCUAGUGUUCAUGCUAAGCAUACGCAUGUAAAGAUGCACUGCUUUGUUUCCCAAUCUGCAAGUUCUUUUGCGUGGAUUACCCCGGUCUUUGAAUUUUAUUGCGUCGCAGGACCAAAUGCGAAUCGCAACGCCCUUGCGAUGAGUGCGAGUAAGAUCGUUCGAUGGGUGCAACAAGAGGAAGAGCGUCUAUUUAUUAUCGGUGGCGCAGUGUUCUAAUGGAUUCGUCAAUUUAUAUAUACCCCAACUUACGAGAUCUACGAUAUGAUAGAGAGAUGAUAUAACUUU
Molecule: messenger RNA, 2075 nt
Organism: Monascus purpureus
Lineage: Eukaryota; Fungi; Ascomycota; Eurotiomycetes; Eurotiales; Aspergillaceae
Source: the annotation of a GenBank genome assembly